Molecule: messenger RNA, 1458 nt
Organism: Penicillium alfredii
Lineage: Eukaryota; Fungi; Ascomycota; Eurotiomycetes; Eurotiales; Aspergillaceae
Product: NuA4 histone acetyltransferase complex catalytic subunit ESA1
Exons: 4
Coding region: 1-1458 (485 amino acids)
Biological process (GO): regulation of DNA-templated transcription
Molecular function (GO): histone acetyltransferase activity
Source: RefSeq, a predicted model, not a curated record
AUGGGUGUCCGAGAUUCCCACGGAGAGGCGACGGGGACGCCCGACCCCGUCGAGAAGGGGUUCGCCACUCUCAAUACCAUCCGUGUGCACUAUGUGGACUUCAACAAGCGUCUGGACGAAUGGGUUUCGGCCGCUCGUAUUGACCUCUCUCAUGAGGUUGAGUGGCCCCAGCCCGAGAAGGCUGAAAAGAAAAAGACCGGUGCCGCCAACAAGGUGCCGAGCAAGAAUGUACCGAAGCGUGCUCGCGCCGACAGCCGUGAUAUAUCGGGCACCCCCGAUGCGCUGGGCGGCAAGAACAUGAAUGUCGGCAAGGCCCCGCGGCCCUCAAAGGCGGGUGGCAAAGAAAACCGCGGCGCUGAGACGCCUGGAGGCGACACGUCGCUCUUCGGGUCAGAGGCCGUGUCGACAGUGGGAACGCCCAAGGCCACGGACUCGGACGAUGUGGACAUGAUAGAUGUCGGAGCGGUAGAUGAGAAGUCGAUCAAAGAGGAUGAAGUCAAAACGGCCUCGGGCGAAGUCAUUUCUCGCGAAGAGGAGAUUGAGCGGCUGCGAACCAGCGGCAGCAUGACCCAAAACCCGACAGAGAUCCACCGAGUGCGAAACCUGAAUCGACUACAGAUGGGCAAGUAUGAUAUCGAGCCGUGGUAUUUCUCGCCAUACCCGGAUGCCUACUCCGACGCGGACAUGGUAUACAUCGAUGAAUUCUGCCUCAGCUACUUCGACAACCAGCGUGCCUUCGAACGACACCGUGCGAAGUGUUCACUAGUCCACCCGCCUGGUAACGAGAUCUACCGCGAUGACUACAUCUCCUUCUUUGAGGUGGACGGGCGUCGCCAGCGCACCUGGUGCCGCAACCUGUGUCUCCUCAGCAAGCUCUUCUUGGACCACAAGACCCUCUACUAUGACGUGGACCCGUUCCUUUUCUACUGCAUGUGCACGCGCGACGAGACAGGAUGUCAUCUCGUAGGAUACUUCUCCAAGGAGAAAGACUCGGCCGAGGGCUACAAUUUGGCUUGUAUUUUGACCCUACCACAGUACCAGCGCCGUGGCUUCGGCCGUCUGCUCAUCUCAUUCAGCUACGAGCUGAGCAAGCGCGAAGGCAAGCUCGGGUCUCCCGAGAAGCCUCUCAGUGAUCUGGGUCUACUGGGUUACAGGCAGUAUUGGCGCGAGACGCUCGUGGAGCUGCUGAUAGAGCCCAACCGCGAGACCAUGAGCGAAAACGAGUUGGCCGUCUUAACUGCCAUGACCGAGAAAGAUGUCCAUGAAACCCUCGUCGUGUUCAAUAUGCUUCGAUACCACAAGAGCAACUGGGUGAUUGUUCUCACCGACUACGUCGUCGAGGAACAUAACAAGCGUCUCGAAAAGGAGAAAGUCAAAGGCGCGCGCAAGAUCGACCCGGCCCGUCUUCAAUGGAAACCGCCCGUAUUCACGGCGUCCAGCCGGACCUGGAACUGGUGA